AUUUUUCUUAGAGCACUCCUCAGAGAGACCCAUGUAGCUGCUGAUGACAGUUACAAGAGCCUUUACCCUACGAAAAGAAAAUCUGGAAAUGUUUGAAGCAGUUGGUUUUUUAGCUAUCAAACUUGGAGUGAUUCCGUCGGAUUUUAGUUAUGCAGGACUUAAAGACAAGAAAGCCAUCACUUAUCAAGCAAUGGUUGUUAGAAAAGUGACACCAGAGAGGUUGAAAAAUAUUGAAAAAGAAAUUGAAAAGAAAAGAAUGAAUGUGUUUAAUAUUCGGUCUGUAGAUGAUUCCCUUAGACUCGGUCAGCUCAAAGGAAAUCACUUUGAUAUUGUCAUCAGAAAUUUAAAAAAUCAAAUAAAUGAUUCUGCAAACCUGAGAGAGAGAAUUUUGGAGGCAGUAGAAAAUGUUAAGAAUAAAGGGUUUGUGAAUUACUAUGGACCACAGAGAUUUGGGAUGGGAAGGAAAGUUCACACAGACCAAAUUGGAUUGGCUUUGCUGAAGAGUGAAAUGGUGAAGGCUGUACAGUUAUUUCUUACACCAGAAGAAUUGGAUGAUCCUGUAAAUAGAGCAAAGAAAUAUUUUCUUCAAACUGAGGAUGCUAAAGGCACACUUUCACUGAUGCCUGAAUUCAAAGUUCGGGAGAGAGCAUUGUUGGAGUCCUUGCAUCGCUUUGGCGUGACAGAGGAGGGCUGUAUCCAGGCGUGGUUCUCUUUCCCCCAUUCCAUGCGCAUAUUCUAUGUUCAUGCAUAUAGCAGCAAAAUCUGGAAUGAGGCAGUAUCUUACAGACUUGCAACCUAUGGAUCAAGAGUGGUGGAGGGUGAUUUGGUCUGUUUGGAUGAAGAUAUUGAUGAUGAGCAUUUACCAAGUAGUAAAGUUCAUCUAGUAACUGAAGAAGAGGAAUCAGCUAAUACAUAUGCAAUACAUCAGGUGGUUCUUCCAGUGCUUGGAUACAAUAUUCAGUACCCAAAGAACAAACUAGGGAAGUGGUACCAGGAAGUACUCAGCAGAGAUGGACUACAGACAUGUAGAUUUAAAAUACCUACUCUGAAACUGAAUGUUCCAGGAUGCUAUAGAAAGAUUUUGAAACAUCCCUGUAAUCUCUCAUACCAACUAAUAGAAGAACAUGAUAUUGAUGUCACGAAGGAAGGUUCCCACAUCGAUGAAGCAACUUUAUCUCUUUUGAUCUCUUUUGAUCUUGACGCUUCGUGUUAUGCUACCGUUUGUCUGAGGGAAAUAAUGAAGCAUGACUUUUAAAAUUGAUCCCCUUAAUAUAAUCGUGUAUGUGCCACUUUUUAAAGGAAAGGGAGCUAAAGUUUCUUGGGCAUCUACCAUGUGCUAGGAGCAUUAUAACUGUUAUCUCCUUUAAUUACACAACAUCCUGAUGAAGUAGGAAUUUGAUACUUACAUUCCAGAGGACAGAUAGCUAGUAAGUGGCAGCAUCUGAGUUGAAGACUCCAAAGCCUUUGUUCUUUCUAUUAUCUAAUAUCUCGGUGACCUUUAGUCUGUGCUAUAAAAGUUAGUCUUUCUGGACUGUUAGGAGCAUAUAAUACUGCAGGAUGACAUUAAAGAAGAUAACAUUAAAGAAAAACAUUUUUGUAGUAAUGUUUAUAUCCUCAAGCUCCUUGCUUAGAAUGUAGAUGAAACUAGGUUGUAAUGAAAACAGGGUUGGAAAGAUAGAUGAAGCAUUUUGUUAAUUAUUGCCAUUCUCUCCUAUUUUUGAAAUUAUUGAUCAGAACAGUACAUUAGGAAAAUAUAAUCCCUCUAUUUAUGAUAGCUACCCCAGGGUAGUUUACCCCUUUAUGAGGUAAAUAAUCUUUGAUGAAGAUUGAAAUAAAAUGUUUCCUACAGUUUCUUUAUCUUGACAUAUAUUGACCCUCCACUUUUUUGUUAUUUUUGUUCUAUCAUCUAAAACAUAAAUUUUUAGAGUCAGGCUGAUCUGUGCUCAGACUCCAGCUCUGACACUUACUAGUGACUGAGUGUUAUUGAUUCUUUUUGGGCUCAUUUAAGGAAUCAAGAUAGCACCAGUCUCAUAAGCAGCAAACAGUAGAAUUAUCUCCACCUUUUUACGUUGCUAGAGGAAGAAAAACAUAUUACCCAUUUUGAAAAUUCUGUAUUUGUUGGUUUAACUAUCCCACAUCCCAAACUAUCCUUAUCUACUUUACAUCAGGUACAUUUGGGGGGAAAUGGGAUAUACUGAUUGGGAAAAUCUGAGCAUUCUUUUAUUGCUGGUAGUACUACAUAAUGACUUAAAAAGCUGUCAAGAGUAUUAUAUAUUAGUAAUGUGGCACUUUUAUAUACUUAAGCCAGUCAAACCAUUUUGGGUAUAUUAGCAUAAGGAAAUAAAAUUCCAAAGAAGGAAAAAAACUGUAUGCAAUGCAAAAUUUGCUUAGUGCAGCAUUCCUAUAUAUAUAGAAAGAAAUUAGAAACAGUUUGGAAGUCCAGCAUUAGCUAACUAAAAGGAAAAUGAGAUGUAACAACUUGAUGACAAAACAUUUAGUUAUUAAAGUUGAUGAUGAAGGUUUUAGGUAUGUGAGAAAAUGUUGCCCCACAAAACCCUGUAUAUAUAUAUGUAUAACCGUAUAUAUAAAACACAAAUGCAGUAUAUACACUGCGUGCAGCUUUUACACAGGAGAGGCACUUUAGCAUAGUGAUUAAAAGCUUAGAUACUGGGGACAGACUCCCCUAGUUUGAAGCUUGCCUCUGCCACUUAGAGCAGUGUGGCCUUGGACAAGUUGUUUAAGCUUUGUGUGUUUCAGUUUCAACAUCUAUAAAACAGGGAUGGUAAUAAACCUACCUCUUAGGAUUAUUGUGAUGAUUUGCCGAGUUAAUAUAUGUAAAGCAGCUUAGAAACGUGCCUAGCAUUUAGUGAUUGUUAAAUCAAUGUCCACAGAUGCAAGUUAGGAAGGGAACAGAAAAAAAUGAAAAUGCCAUUCUGUUAAGAUCAUAGAAUGUUUGGAAUUUUUUUAAUACUAGAAAGUUCCUCUUUUGUCUUUAUAUAUUUUAAUAAUAAACAAAUUCAGGACACAAAACUUUCAGA
Molecule: messenger RNA, 3038 nt
Organism: Lagenorhynchus albirostris (white-beaked dolphin)
Lineage: Eukaryota; Metazoa; Chordata; Mammalia; Artiodactyla; Delphinidae
Gene: PUS7L
Product: pseudouridine synthase 7 like
Exons: 8
Coding region: 44-1255 (403 amino acids)
Biological process (GO): pseudouridine synthesis
Cellular component (GO): nucleus
Molecular function (GO): RNA binding; pseudouridine synthase activity
Source: RefSeq, a predicted model, not a curated record